This is a messenger RNA of Colossoma macropomum (tambaqui), 3090 nucleotides long. RefSeq names its product trichohyalin-like. The record is from RefSeq and is a predicted model, not a curated record. NCBI's taxonomy places the organism in Eukaryota, Metazoa, Chordata, Actinopteri, Characiformes, Serrasalmidae. The transcript is spliced from 4 exons. Gene Ontology annotation, molecular function: GTP binding. Bases 254 to 2437 code for a protein of 727 amino acids.
UAAAAACACGAUUAUAAAAGAACAUUUAGAGACUGUUGAUAAGAGAGAUUCAUUAUUACAGGAAACUAAUGAAAGAUUAGAAAGUGUUAAUAAACAGCUUAAAGAUAAAGACUCACAACUGGAGAAUCAGAUCAAACUGCUGAGAGAGAAAGAGACUCUACUGGAGAUCACAGUGAAAGAGGAGGAAAGCAGUAAAAAGCAGCUGGAGACUCUGAGAAAGGAGCUGCAGGACAAGAGCAGCAAACUACAGGAGAUGAUGAUCCUACUGGAACAACAGAAAACUGAACUCACCCGUCAGCAGAAAGAGUUAGAAGAGAAAGAACAACAACUUAAACACACAGCCCAACAGAAUUCAGACCUACAGACUGAAACUGAAACACUGACAACUCUCAUUUCAUCACAGACGACUGAUUUAACUGAAAAGACCAAACAGCUCAAAGAAACAAAACACAUUCUAUCUGAGAGAGACAGACAGCUAAUGGAGAGAGAAAAACAAGUGGAGGAGAAAGACAGACUUCUGACAGAAAAUACAACAACACUUCAGAUGAAGGAGAAGAUUUUAGAAGAGAAAGACAAACUUCUCACAGAGACACAAGAUGAACUGAGACAAACAACAAAGACAUUAGAGAAUCAUAGAAUACAAAUGGAAGAAAUGGAGAAAAGACUUGUGGAGAAAGAUGAAGAAUUAAAAGAGACAAAACAAGAACUGAAAGAUAAAAACACGAUUAUUAAAGAACAUUUAGAGACUGUUGAUAAGAGAGAUUCAUUAUUAAAGGAAACUAACGAAAGAUUAGAAAGUGUUAAUAAACAGCUUAAAGAUAAAGACUCACAACUGGAGAAUCAGAUCAAACUGCUGAGAGAGAAAGAGACUCUACUGGAGAUCACAGUGAAACAGCUUGAAGAGAAGGAGAGACUUCUAAGUGAGAGAAACACACAGCUAAUGGAAAGAGACAAGCAGGUUGCGGAGAAAGACAGACUUCUAGAGGAGAGAAACAAGCAGCUGCAGGAGAGAACAGAUCCAGACUCAGCAGCUCCAGCCAGGAGGAGAAACAGCAAAGAGAUUGAUCCUCCAAACAUGAGUGGAGAAUCCUCUAGUUCAGCCUCUCCAGAGUCAGUUCCUGUAGCAGAGCUCAGGCUGGUGCUGCUGGGGAGGACUGGAUGUGGGAAGAGAGCAGCAGGAAACACCAUCCUGGGCAGAGAGGAGAGGAGCCAGGCUGGAGCGUCUACAGUGAGGCAGCAGAGUGAGAGCAGACAGGGGGAGGUGGCUGGGAGGCAGGUGACUGUGGUGGACACUCCUGACUGGUUCUGUCCUGGACUCUCUCUGGAGGAGCUGAGACAGGACGUGGGACUCUGUGUCCGUCUGUCUUCCCCAGGACCCCACGCCUUCCUCCUAGUCAUACCAGUGAAGCAGUCUACAGGAGAGGAGAGAGGCAUGCUGGAGAAAAUGGAGGAGAUCUUUGGAGAGAGAUGUUGGAGGAACACCAUGAUCCUUUUCACUGUUACUGAUGAAGUCCAAGAGAAGAACAUUGAAGAGUUUAUCCAGUUAGGAAACCAGGAGGUCCAGAGACUUGUAGAGAAAUGUGGGAACAGGUUUCACUGUCUCAGCAUUAAGGAGAGUGGAGAUGGUUCUCAAACCUCAGAGCUGCUGGAGAAGAUAGAGAAGAUGGUGGAAGGAAACAGAGAGAAAUUCUACAGCAGUGAGAUCUACCUGGAGACACAAUCUCAGAUCAGAGCUAUGGAGACAAAGAUCAUGAAAGAAAAAGAAGAAAGGAGGGUGAUGGAAGAGAGAGAAAUUAAGGUAAAACUAGAAGAGGAGGUGCAGAAAUCUCUGAGAAAGAUAGAGGGAGCAGUACAAGAACACGAAGGAGAGAUAAAACAACUGAAUGACCGAACAACUGAGCUAGAGAGAAGGAUGAAAGAAGAGAGGGAUGAAGAGAAAAAGAGAGAACUGGAACGAGAACUGGAAAAAGAGUUAAAGCAAAGAACAGAAGUGGAGGAGAAGGUGAAGAGACUAAAAGAAGAGAGGAGAGAGAUGGAGGAGAGACACAGACAGGAGAUGGAGGAGAUCAGGGAGACGUAUGGAGGAGAAGCCAGAAUGGAGGCAGAGAGGAACCUCAUGAAGAUCAUCCUGCCUGAACUCCAGAGGAACAUUUUGGUCUCCAAGUCAAAGAUGCAGGACGAGUUCAGCAGACAGAUGGAGGAGAAGGACAGAGAGCUGGAGACACUGAAACAGAGACUUUUAGAACUCAGUGAAACUCAUUCGCUCAGAAAGGAGGUUUAUGAGACGGCUGUGAUGAGAAUUGCAGAAACUGAGAAAAGAGGAACAACAUCAGGAAGAGAACCUCAAGAAGAAGAAGAGUCUGGAGGAGUGCUGAAGUGGCUCUUCCGAAAAAAGGACCAGAGUGAGAAAUCAGGUGGAGGAGUGAUGGAUGUUUGAUUUCUGUCAGUAUUAACUUUGAUUCUUAAUGCAGAAAUGAAAACGUACCACUGAUAGAUGUGAUAUUACCCAGAAUGAAUCAGUCCUGAAGCACUGAAUCAGAAAUGAUAUCAUUAUGUAAGAGAAUGACUCUUAUUUAUUUACAUUCUAAGCUGACAUUAAUACUGUAAUUCUGUUAUGUGGACAAGAACAUUACCAUAGAAUUUUAGGCCGAAGACUUCUGAUACAUACAUGCCAAUGCCUGUCGCUCUCCCACUGACUGUUUGUAAAAUUCUGACAAGCACCACCUCCCUCAGUUACUGCUGCUAUUUCUGUCACACUUUCCGCUCAGGAGACCAGGUAGUGUCCACAACCUGUGUACUAAAAGACUAAAGUCAAGCAGUCAUGGCGUUCUGUCUCAAUGUAAGACAGUGGUUCCCCACUCUGGUCACUGGGUACCCCUGUUUUCCACAAGUUGUGGGUUUCCCCUUCUCUUUCAUGACCACUUCAACUCAUUAAGGGUGUGUUAAUUAGUUGAUUAGCAGGGCUGGAAAUAUAAUUGUAGUUCUUUACUGUAUUUCAGUGUUAUUUUGAAAGAAUGAGUUACUCUUUUUCACUUACAUUUCCAGAAGAGACAUAUUUUUAUUUUAAUAAUUUAAAAAUUACUUGCAUUU